Molecule: messenger RNA, 8126 nt
Organism: Seriola dumerili (greater amberjack)
Lineage: Eukaryota; Metazoa; Chordata; Actinopteri; Carangiformes; Carangidae
Gene: atg2a
Product: autophagy related 2A
Exons: 42
Coding region: 317-6382 (2021 amino acids)
Biological process (GO): autophagosome assembly; reticulophagy; autophagy of mitochondrion
Cellular component (GO): extrinsic component of membrane; phagophore assembly site
Molecular function (GO): phosphatidylinositol-3-phosphate binding
Source: RefSeq, a predicted model, not a curated record
ACCUGUCGCUCCGCUUCGACUGAAACGUAUAGAAAACAUGAGCCGAGACAGCUACAGACAUUUGGAGUAACGUCUCGUCAAGUAGCGUGGGAGCCUCGUCGGUCCUGACACAAAGGAUUUUCUAGUUUUUGUGUCAAGCCUAGGGGGGAACUAGAGUUACGGUUUACCCCUUCCUUAGCCCCUUGUAGCUAGCUGUGGCUCAUUCCUUGUUUUUGCACACUUUGUGUUAGUCUGUUAUGCAGUUGCCAGUGGACUGUAGUCGCACUCGUUCUCCUCCGCCACCUCUUCGCUCCCUCUCCCCGCUUUCUCUGGCCCUAUGUCUCGCUGGCUUUUCCCCUGGUCGGGCUCAAUCAAGAAGCGGGCCUGUCGAUACCUCUUGCAGCACUACCUCGGUCACUUUUUGCAGGAACGACUGAGCCUGGACCAGCUGGGGUUGGACCUGUACAACGGCAGCGGUGUCAUCAAGGAAAUCAACCUCGAUGUCUGGGCGGUCAAUGAGCUUUUGGAGUCUCUGGGAGCUCCUCUGGAGAUAGUGGAUGGCUUUGUGAGCAGCAUAGCAGUGACCAUCCCCUGGCAAGCUCUCCUGACUGAUCACUGCACCUUAGAAGUUUCUGGUCUUCAGAUAACAUGUCGACCCAAGUACCGGACCAGUGGGGGUUGGGACUCCCAGGGUUGGUCAUCCAGCAUGACCUCCAGCAUGCAGCUGGCUCAGGAGUGCCUGAAGGACCCCCCGGAGGCGUCCGAGGAGCCACCUGCCCCGCUGGAGGGGCUUGAGAUGUUUGCACAAACCAUUGAGACGGUCCUUCGUCGUAUUAAAGUCACCUUUCUAGACACUAUUGUCCGCAUCGAGCACCAGCCCCUGGACCUGGAUACAGGCGUUGCCUUAGAGGUGCACAUCAAACGGCUGGAGUACUUUGAUGAGGCGGUGCGAGAUCCAGCUAGCCAGACUGCCGUGCCUGUCGACAUCCACCAGCCGCCUGCCUUCCUGCACAAGAUCCUCCAGCUGAGCGCUGUUCAGCUGUUUUAUGACAGCACUGGCACAGUACAGAGUCCUCCUGAGGAGGAACAACAAGAUUCAGCAGCAGCAAGUGAAGGAGAGGAGGAGCAGGAGGAGGAGGAGGAGGAAGAUGAAGAUGAGGAGGAAGAGGAACAGGCAAAGCCCCUGGCAGCCCCUCACUGUCCUCCAUCUCAGCCACUGCUCAUAGGAAGCUGCUCCGGUUUCAUUGAGACCAUAGUCAAGAUCAAACAGAACGACAUGCUGCCUGGACCAAAGUUGGAGUUGGAUGGGAAGGUAGGCUGUGUCCACAUGCUGCUGUCUCCAGAUCAAAUAACCCAUCUGACAGACCUGCUGGCAGCCCUCUGCAUAGACACUGAGCUAGAGACCAAGUGUGGUGGAAUACACAGCCGCCCGUUAGACUCGGACGACCUGCGUAUGAUUGAGGAGGACCUUAGUAAGCAGCUGGGCUCCAGUCCCAGAGACAGGGAGUGGGAUAUGGAGUCUGACCUGGAACCCUAUGUCACCGGUUUGGAGAAUGGAGAAAUGUUUUACUCUAUGGGUCCUGGUGGGAUGAGCAGUAGUGUGACGUCUGUGCGCUCCGGCAGCGAGAUGUCAGACAGUGAUAUGGAGUCCUCUACACACAGUGUAGCCAGCUUCACGCAGCCUGCAGCACUGACUGCACAGGGCAUGUUGAACUGUCCCAGGCGAUAUCCUGUAGCGGGCUGCCUGUCAAGUCUACCGCAGGCCAGCAGCCGGACCAGAGGACGCUCACACAGCGGCCAGGCAGAGCAGCUGAAGCCUGAUGCUUUGUUGCGUGUGACGCUUGGCGGGCUCACCCUAACCCUGCUGCAGGAGGACCUGCCCUCUACCCUCGAUGGAGCCUCGUCAUUGGCUCAGGUGUCUCAGGUGUUCUUCCGGGAGUUGGCCUUCUUCAAAGACAGCAUGUUCAGCGAGAGAGACUUCCACCAUCUGAGAGGUGGCUUUGCCAAGGCCUGCCCACACUCUCAUCUCAGACUGACAGGAGCAGCAGUGCAGGUUGCUUUUGAGAUGAAGAGCGGGAGACGCCACAGUCGAGCCGUGACCUCUGACCUCUCCUUCAGCAGAAUGGAGCUGUUAGAGUGCCUCUGGGAGGACGGAAAGCCUCAGUACAGCGAGUUGCUUCAGUUCCAGAAAUCUGGUUUGUUCACAAUUGGAGCAGCAGCCAGACCGUGUGCCCAACUACACUACAGCCUCUGUGAAAAACACCUGCGUAAGGGUAAACAGCGGGUCGUGCGGCGGGACAGUGUGGUGCGAGUGGAGCUGGCAGAGCUGAGUGCAGAGCUGGACCUGGACAUCCUCAGUCGCCUGGGGAGCCUGAGCAAAGCCUUCAGCCACUGCCCCACACAGACUGCUGGACCUGGACUCACACAGACCCAGAGCAGUGAGCUGUGCUCCUCCUUCACCCUCCUCUCCCCACACGCCAUCCUCAAGCUUCGCUUCCCCAUACCCGACCUGCGGCCCCUCCCUAAGCGCCGGCCUCCAACUCAGAGGGCGGUGCGGCAGGAGACCUUGGUGCUGGAGUUGAUGGAGCUGGAACUGAAGCACCAGGAGGCCCCAGACCUCCAGGGCGGCCAGACCGCCCCAGGACAGCCAUGGGCUCCCUGCCUCACCCAGCUGCUGGAGGCCUCCUUCAGCGACCUGCACGGGUCGUAUGAGGGCUGGGAGGGCGGCUCUUUCCCCUGUAUCAGAGUGAAGAAGAACUGUGAUUCUCUGCCCAGGAUAUCAGUGCAUGUGCGUGGAGGUGAGGCUCAGGGCCCAGCAGCAGGUCUGAGUGGGAUGAACCUGGGCCUCAUCGGCGACCUGGGAUCUGCCUUCUUUGAAAGUCACUGUGAACUCAACAACAAAACCAGCUCGCCGUUCUCCUCCAACCGCACCAUGUUUGAGACUGAGGAGAUGGUGAUACCAGCCGACCCGGAGGAGAUGCGUCAGUUUCAGGCGCAGUGCGUCGCUCAGUGUCAGUGUGCUGUGGACAUCAGCCUGCCACUGGCCUACAUCCUCCUGCCCAGCAAACAGGCCUUCCAGAGCGUCUACAACAGGAUCAACAAUGAUCUGUUGAUGUGGGAGCCGCCUCCCCCUCCUCCCCCCUCGGCCCACAGCCCCGAUCAAGGCCGCCAUCGUCACGAUGAGUUCCAGCUCUGCAAGUCAGCCUUUAGAUUGGACUCUGAUUCAGAAGAGGACGAUCCUCAGUUCUUUUUGGCCAGCGAAUCAUCUGGAAGGACACAACAGUCAGCUCUUCGCCCAAACCACAACCUCAGCCUCCUCUCCCUCACUGUGAUUAUUGGCAAAGGACGCCUCCAAGCCAGAACAGACAAGAAGGAGGACGAGAGUCAUGGGGAGAUUGUGCUCGACUUGGAAGGAGGGAAGAUAUUCAGCGUGGCGCAGCACCAGAACGACCCUAAUCUCAAUUUUUUGUGUCUGGAGAGCAGACGAGUGGAGCUCUACCACCGAGCGGUGGUGAAAGACACCCCCAUCCCACAACGGUUGGAGAUGCCCAGCUUCACUCCACCAAAACAUUUGGACCCCACCAUCUACCCCACAGAGGUGGGUGUGAGCAGCGUGAGCGGCAGGGAGGGGGAGCUACAGAUGUUAUCUACAGCCAUCAAAAUCACACUGGACCUCCAGAGGAAUGUCAAGGAGUUCCUAGUCGCCCUUCGACUUCAAGGUGCUACAAUGCGACAUUACAUGACGCAGUCCAAUCAGAGCUGGCACGAGCAGCUGGUUGACUUCCUGGAUGUUAUUGAUGAUCCCAUUCUGGGCUACACAGCACCUGCCGUCAUCACUGUCCUCCACACACACCUCGUUACCUGUGCCGUCGACUACAGACCUCUGUAUCUGCCACUACGAGUGUUGUUCACAGCGGAGUCCUUCUCUCUGUCCAGUAAUAUCAUCGUAGACACUGCCACCUUCCACCUUAGAUUCAUCCUGGAUGACUCUGCUCUCUACCUCUCUGACAAAUGUGAGACUGACAUCGUUGACUUGAGGAGAGAUUAUGUGUGUAUUCUGGACAUCGACCUGCUGGAGCUCGCCAUCACCACAUGGAAAGGCAAUGAUACAGGCAAACUUUCCCAGCCUCUCUUUGAGCUCCGUUGCUCCAACAAUGUGGUCCACCUGCACACCUGUGCUGAUUCCUGCGCUGCCCUUGUCAAUCUGCUGCAGUACCUGGUCUCCCAGGGUGACCUACACCCCCCGCCGCGACACGCCUCACCCACUGAAAUCGCUGGCCAGAAAUUACCAUUGUCAGAAAGUCCUGCCUCUCUGCUGCCGUGCCCUCCAGCUGAAACCGCUGAGAUCAACCAGUACGAUCUGGCUGAUGCCUUAAUUGACACAGAGAAGAGCCAUCGAGAAGAAAGUUUAGACCCAGGUUCACCCUCCAUGGCAAGAGGCUCGCCUGUCUCCGUCUACCUGUUCCCUGGUGAAGCCCCGAAACGCAGCCCCUCCGUCUUGCAGGGGGAGGACUCUGAGCUUGAUGGACUGGUUGCCACAGCAACAGAGGCUCAGGCAGAUAUGAUGUCAGAGGAAGGCUCGGAGGGCUCCACGGACAACGAUGACUUCUGCAUCCUGGAAGCUCCUGGCAUGGGUAUUCCUCCCAGGGACGGGGAGCCUGUGGUGACGGUGUUGUCCCAGGGUCCCAUCAAAGUGAAGGACAGUCACUUCUCGAGGCCUCGAGGCAGCUCAGACCUGCUCCGAGCCCCCAGCCGCUUCCCGGUGCCCCAGAGCAGGGUGGUGCUGCGGGAGAUCUCUGUGGUCUGGCAUCUGUACGGUGGCAAGGACUUUGGCGGCAAGCCAAUGUCCAUACAUGCCCAGCAGACAAACAGAGGCCGUUCAGUCCCCGCUGGUGUUCGUGGGUCCCCAUCUCGCUGCGUCGCUUCCUCUCGUCCUCAGAACUCCUGGCGGUGGGCAGGAGGCAGCGGGCGUCAGCACACACUGCUGAUGGAGAUCCAGCUCACUAAGGUGUCCUUCCAGCAUGAGUCCUAUCCAGUGGUAGUAGCGGGGCAGGAUGGGGAGGGGUCAAUGGCAGCUGUGGUCGGAGUUGGUCCCAGUGGCGAGCAGCCCCUCUCCAGGCAGGUGUUCAUCGUCCAGGAGUUGGAGGUUCGAGACCGACUGGCCUCCUCGCAAAUCAACAAAUUCCUCUACCUCUACACCAGCGAGAGCAUGCCCCGCCGAGCCCACUCCAACAUGCUGACAGUGAAGGCCCUGCAGGUGUGUCCGGAGUCUGGCCUAGGUGGUCCAGAGUGCUGUCUUCGUGUCAGCCUGUUGCCGUUACGCCUGAACAUUGACCAGGAUGCACUUUUCUUCCUGAAGGACUUCUUCAGUAAUCUAGCUUCCUCUGUUAACCCUUACCUGCCUGUGGACCCUGCAACUGAAGUGAAGGCAGACCCCUCCCAGAAGGCGUCUGAGGAGACAGAGGCAGCUGCUGGUCUGGGACCUGACCUCACAGCUUCUGUGGAAACUACCUACAGCGAGCAAAGCUCCUCCUCUGCCGGCUCCACCUCUUCCUCUGACCAGCCAAUCUACUUCCGGGAGUUUCGUUUCACCUCUGAAGUGCCUAUCUGGCUGGACUAUCAAGGCAAACAUGUCGUCAUUGAACAGGGAACGUUUGCAGGGAUUCUGAUCGGCCUGGCCCAGUUAAACUGUUCUGAGCUGAAGCUAAAGAGGCUGUGCUGCAGACACGGUCUCCUCGGUGUAGACAAAGUGAUCCAGUACGCUGUCACAGAGUGGCUGACCGACAUCAGGAAGAAUCAGCUGCCAGGCAUUCUGGGAGGUGUUGGCCCCAUGCACUCGGUUGUCCAGCUGUUCCAUGGAGUGAGGGAUCUGUUCUGGUUGCCCAUCGAGCAGUACAGGAAAGAUGGACGCAUUAUUCGAGGUCUCCAGAGAGGGGCAGCGUCCUUCGGCACUUCAACAGCUUCAGCUGCUCUGGAGCUCAGCAACAGGCUGGUGCAGGCCAUACAGGCCACAGCAGAAACAGUGUAUGACAUCCUUUCUCCAACGCCUCCCCUGAAUCGCUAUGCCAUCACUGAGGGCCGGGCCCCUUCCAGCCGGCCCCGCAGAGCCGCCCAGCCUGCAGACCUCCGAGAAGGUGUGGCCAAGGCCUACGACACUGUCAGAGAGGGAGUGAUUGACACAGCUCAGACUCUGUGCGAUGUAGCAUCCCGCGGCCACGAACAGAAGGGUCUGCCUGGUGCUGUGGGCGGUGUCCUGCGGCAGAUCCCACCCACCGUAGUUCGACCCUUGAUAGUGGCCUCUGAAGCCACCUCCAAUCUGCUUGGUGGUAUGAGGAACCAGAUCAAACCAGAUGCCCGAAAGGAGGAUUUCCUGAAGUGGCGCACGGAGGACGGCCAAGAAUGAUGACGGCUUUUUGUGUCUGUGUGAGAGAGAGAGAGAGAGAGAGAGAGAGAGAGAGAGAGUGUGUGUGUGUGUGUGUGUGUGUGUGUGUGUGUGAAAUUAUGAUUUGGGAAAGUCUCAGCUAGGGGAGCGAAUCCGGGGUUUGAAUGUGUAUUUGCAUGUGUGUAUGGACUAAUGUGUCAGCUUGCUCCAAUGCAAAAACGAAGCAACAACUAACUACUACUACUGCAGUUACUGACAUCCAGUGUUUUAUGCGGCUCCAUCAUACAUGGACAUACUAGAUUUAAUUCUUCUGUUCUGCAUUCAGCAGGAGCUCUCUUCAUAUUCCUCCUCUCAGUAAUAUGCUAGUCUGCAGAUUUUCUGUGCUGUCUGUGCUAACAUAUCACCAUCACUCUCAACCGGCUUCAUUUUCUUUUCAAAGGAAGGAUUAUCACUCUCAAGGUUUUCAUUGUUCGUAAGAAAGAUGCAGAAUGUGGGCAUUUCAUGUACUCUGACUUUUUCUGCUUUAACCUGUUUGUAUUCUAAUUUAAAAUAGGGAUUUUGAUGUAAGUUUACCUACUUCAUGUGGAAGCAAAAAAGUCUUAGGGUAUCACAACUCCAGCAGCACUUAGCAACAGUAUAAAGAACAACUGUAUUGUAAGACCAUCAUGUUUCAGCUUUUGGUCUUUGUCAGAUUAUUUCAUGAACCUUGGAAGUAGGUGAUGUCUUAUGUCAGAAAUCUCACGUAAAAUUUUAAUAUCAGUUCACGUUUUUGGCUGCAGCAUGUGAUGAAUCGACGAGUACUGUGACCUAAGCUUUGGUCUACUUGUUGUUCAGUGAUGCUCAUAGAGGAGACAAGGAGGAUACAUCAAUCAAGUGUCCUUUGCUAACACCCUCCAGAUGUUGGCAAAGGGCUUUCACCCUGAUUUCACAAAGCCACGCUGUGUGACUGGUUCAGGUUUAGCCCCACUACGCGCCCACUACUCUCAGUGCUGUUAUUUGUGCCAUAAACCUUGCAGAGUGCCCUUUUUGACUAGUUUGUUUGUUGCCUUCCUCAAUCCUGUACCCUCUCUAAUACAAAUAUAACAUACACUGGCUCAUAUUGAUACUAACUGAAUAAAACACCAGGUCACAUGAAGUCUCUAAAUUCUGUAGCACAUUGGAUUCUGUUAAAGCUUCACAAAGUCGAGUUGGAUUUGAAUUGUUAAUUGUUUUACAAAUUGAUGUCAUUCAAUGGCUCUUUUACCUAUAUCGCAGCUCUUUUGUGCUUCUGUUCCCAUGAGGAGUUUAGGACCAGAGCCUGCGAUCUGAAUUAACCUACUCUCUCCUCAGAAUUGCUUUGCCCUUUUCUUUAGUAGCCUUCUUGCAUUUUUUAAGUUUCUUUAUUUGUUUUUUGUUUGUUUGUUUUUUUAUUUUGUUGAAACAUAAAUAUUGUCUCAUUUUCAAAACAAGAGUUGAGAUGAUGGAAAUCUGGUGAUAAUGGAGGAAGAAUAAUUAGGGGUUUGUGAUUUUAAAAAAGUUUUACAUUUUUAUCUUUUUUGUUUAAUAAGUGUAAGGGAUAUGUGUCCCUCUGUGUUUGUAUGUGUGUGUGUGUAUGUGAAUGAGAGAGUGUGUGUUUGUGUGCGCGCAUGAUGCAUGUCUGUGAGGUUGUCAGGCUGUUGCUUGUUACACCUCUUGUGUGUAAUUACUAUUUACUAUAUCAUAAACUGUAUGAAUGACCUGUAUAUUACAAAGACAAGGAGUAUACAAAAUUAAUACAAAAAAUAAA